GACCUCACCAUAUCCUCCCUCCCCCAGUCCUCAUCAUCAAUGCCCCUCCGUUCAUUCGCGCUCUUCAAAUUUUUUACUCCGCCUACUUCUUGAGAAGACAACUUCUUCUUCUUCUUCUUCUUCUUCUUCACUGCCACUGUUCGUUCACCGGCAAUUCCUAUUGAGAGAGAGAGACAGAUGGAAUCUACGGUGGUCGCCAGCCCAAUGAUCAAGGUCGCAGCGAUCUGCGGGUCAAUUAGAAAAGCUUCUUCAAAUCGAGGCCUCCUUCGUUCUGCGAUCGAGAUAUGCGAGGAAUCGGUGAAGGGGAUGCAAAUAGAGCUGAUCGACGUAUCAUCCCUUCCAAUGAUAAACACGGACCUCGAAGUCGACGGCCGGUUCCCGCUGGCGGUGGAGGCUUUUCGCCAGAAGGUUCUGGUAGCCGACAGCAUCCUUUUUGCUUCCCCUGAGUAUAACUACUCCGUCACUCCACCUUUGAAGAAUGCAAUUGACUGGGCAUCUAGACCACCAAAUGUUUGGGCCGGUAAGGCAGCUGCCGUCGUGAGCUCAGCAGGUGGUUCUGGGGGGAGACGAGUGCAGAAUCAUCUCCGUCAAAUUGGAGUCUUUGUCGAUCUUCAUUUCAUUAACAAGCCUGAAUUCAACUUGAAUGGACAUGAACCACCGAAGAAAUUCGACAGGGAUGGAAACUUGAAUGAUCCAGAGACAAAGGAGAAACUUAAGGACGUUCUUCAAGCGCUGCACGGAUUUACAUUGCGACUGCAGGGUCGGUGAUGCAAAACUCAUUAAGAGCAUUUAUACUCUGCAUCAUUGGUAUCUGUUAUAUUCAGCAAUAGUGAGGACAUGAAAUUGAUAUCUCGACGAUGAACACCGACUCCAUAAAAGCAAGGGAUGUAUUAGUAAAUAAACGUUCUUCCGAGGAAUGACAAAUAAUGGAGUGACGUACAAUAUAUU
This is a messenger RNA of Syzygium oleosum, 948 nucleotides long. Its product is annotated as NADPH:quinone oxidoreductase-like. The record is from RefSeq and is a predicted model, not a curated record. Gene Ontology annotation, molecular function: oxidoreductase activity; FMN binding. Gene Ontology annotation, cellular component: cytosol. The transcript has 3 exons. The coding region runs from base 178 to 768 and encodes 196 amino acids. NCBI's taxonomy places the organism in Eukaryota, Viridiplantae, Streptophyta, Magnoliopsida, Myrtales, Myrtaceae.